GUGAGAAAAGCUUCGCAUUUUGCGCCCGUUUCGCGCCGGUUUUAUUGCUACUGAACAGUAAUAUCCUUAACAUCCUUUGCCAAGCUGUUGAAGAUUUUCGUUGCAGUUUCACAAAAUGACCAAGUCUAAACAAACUAAAUCGUCCCGAGCUGGUCUCACCUUCAGCGUCGGGCGCGUUCAAUCAUAUUUGAAGAAGGGGAAAUAUGCCGAACGCAUUGGGGCCGGAUCUUCCGUUUACCUGACGGCGGUGCUGGAGUAUCUUGUGGCGGAAGUCCUCGAGUUAUCGGGGAACGCUGCCAGGGAUAACCGUAAAUCACGAAUCACACCGCGGCACAUUCAGCUUGCCGUUCGCAACGAUGAGGAACUGAGUAGCCUGAUGAAGGACAUCACCAUUUCCGAAGGAGGAGUGAUUCCCAAUAUUCAUUCCAUCCUUUUGCCUCCCAAAACCGGCGGUUCUUCCAAAAGUGCAACAGUUUCUCAUGUGCAAAGCCAGGAAUACUAGAUGUGCGAGCCAUACAUUAAGAGUGUAUUUCGAAGCGAAGAUUUAUGUUUACGGUUGAACCACACAGACCUCUUCGUUCUAUUUCAACAUGCCACAUUAGUUUUAGUCUGGAAGUUUCUUUUGUG
Anopheles cruzii is the source of this 627-nucleotide messenger RNA. RefSeq lists its product as uncharacterized. The transcript is spliced from 2 exons. The record is from RefSeq and is a predicted model, not a curated record. The coding region runs from base 116 to 502 and encodes 128 amino acids. Gene Ontology annotation, molecular function: protein heterodimerization activity; structural constituent of chromatin; DNA binding. NCBI's taxonomy places the organism in Eukaryota, Metazoa, Arthropoda, Insecta, Diptera, Culicidae. Gene Ontology annotation, cellular component: nucleosome.